AUGUCAUUAGAUUGUGAUGAAAUUGUGAUACUUGAACUUGGAAAUGGUUCCGCUUCUGAUAUUGAGGUGGAAGUGGAUGAAUUGUUUAGAACUGAAUUGUGUUUGAACAUUCCAGUAAAUUUGAAUCCUCCACUCCCAAAUGAGGAAGCACCUUCACCGAUGUUUAUUGAAAUAGAUUUUGAGAUUGUAGACUCUAUAUGUGAAGAAGGUUCAAAGUUGGAAGAAGGGUCGAUGUCUCUAAAAAUGAAUGUGGAUAACAUACGUAUAGGGUCAAAAUUUAGGACCAAAGAAAAACUACAACUUGCUGUCAAGAAAUAUUGUAUUGUACAACAUUAUCAAUUUGUUGUAAUGGAAUCGAAUCAAGAUAUGUGGUAUGUAAAAUGCAAACAGUGGAAUGAUUGUUGCAAGUGGAGACUUCGCGCUCGUCGACAUAAAUCUCAUGGGAUGUUUGAAAUUAGUGUACUUGAGGAGGUUCAUUCGUACUUAUAUGCUGAGCUUACACAGGAUCACUCACAAUUGGACUCAAAUUUUAUGUGGAAUGAAAUUCAGAAUAUUGUACGACRUGAUCCUAGUACGUAUGUAACUUCAUUACAAGAAGUCAUAAAAAAAGAUUUUGGAUAUUGUGUGAACUACAAACGUAUGUGGCAAGCUAAACGAAAAACACUAAUUAAAGUUUUUGGAGAUUGGGAAAAAUCAUAUGAAGAGCUCUCAUACUGGUUGAAUGCUUUAGUACAUUACAAUGCCGACACUCGAGUACUAUGGGACUUGAUACCUUCGAAUAAACCUAGACAUCUUAUUUUUGGGCGAGUGUUUUGGUCAUUUGGUCCUGCAAUUGAAGGAUUUAAACAUUGUAGACCAUUAAUCCAGAUUGAUGGUACACAUCUGUAUGACAAGUAUAAGGGAAAAUUACUUAUUGUCACCACAAUUGAUGCGAAUGGACAUAUAUUCCCUAUUGCUUUUGCUAUUGUGGAAGAGGAAAAUACUUCUGGUUGGUCGUGGUUUUUGUGUGCCUUGCGAAAUUUGGUUACCGAACAAGAUGAAAUUUGUCUAAUUUCUGAUCGACAUGGAGGUAUUUUGGGGGCUGUGAAAAAUAAGGAAAAUGGCUGGAAUGAACCGAGAGCACAUCAUCGAUUUUGUCUCCGUCAUGUAGCUAGCAAUUUCAACAAAAACUAUAAUUCGAAGCCCUUAAAAGAGUUGGUGUAUCGUGGUGGGUCUCAACACCAAAAGCAUAAAUUUGAAAGAUAUAUGAGGGAGUUACAACAAUUGAAUCCAGAUUGUAUUGAUUUUUUCACUCAUAUAAACAUUGAAAAAUGGACACAAGCACAUGAUCAAGGGUUUCGAUAUGGAUGGAUGACAACAAAUCUAGCAGAGUGUAUUAAUGGUGUUUUCAAGGGAGCUAGAAUGUUGUCAAUUACUGCAUUGGUGAAGUUUACGUUUUUUAAGACUAUUACUUAUUUCCAGAAACGUAGAGAUGAUAUCAAUGAAGUAGUGGAUCGGGGUGAAAAGUAUACAAAAUAUGCUUUAAAAAAAUUGAGGAGGUGGGAGAAAAGAGCGAUGACACAUUCAGUGACUUUUAUUGAUCGAGAGACACAAACUUUUCAAAUCGAAACAGGAAUAGAUAUGUUCUCUCCUUACAAAGGCCAACGUAUUCAAGUAGUUUGCUGA
Molecule: messenger RNA, 1665 nt
Organism: Momordica charantia (bitter melon)
Lineage: Eukaryota; Viridiplantae; Streptophyta; Magnoliopsida; Cucurbitales; Cucurbitaceae
Source: RefSeq, a predicted model, not a curated record